Molecule: messenger RNA, 798 nt
Organism: Lactuca virosa
Lineage: Eukaryota; Viridiplantae; Streptophyta; Magnoliopsida; Asterales; Asteraceae
Source: the annotation of a GenBank genome assembly
AUGGAGUUGUUCAGGAAGGCGAAAUCGGUCCGACUAAAGAGCCACCAUGACAAGUACAUCUUGGCAGAGAGCAACGACGAAAGUGUGCUACAAGAUCGUAAUGAAACAACAAAGAAAGGCAUUUGGAUGGUUGAAUUUGUUGAAGGAUUCGACAAUGUCCUCCAAUUGAAGUCUAGUUAUGGGAAGUAUCUCACCGCAUCUGAAGAUCAAGUAAUCAUCGGUUUCACUGGUCGGAAAGUCGUUCAAAGUAUGCACCAGAGGCUGGACUCCUCAAUCGAAUGGGAACCAAUACGAGACGGGUUUCAAGUUCGUCUCAAAACCCGUUACAGAAAUUAUCUACAAGCCAAUGGUGGGUUGCCUCCAUGGAGAAAUUCGGUUACUCAUGACAUUCCUUACAGGCAUCAUGAUUGGAUAUUGUGGGAUAUUGAAACUAUGGAAGCUAGACCAGAGGAACCAUCGUCGUCGUCGCCCUUAUUCGAAUCGAUAAACCCAAAUCUAAAUUCGUCCUCAUUUUCUCUUAGAAGCUCCAUAUCUGGCCCUACUGAGGGAAAUGAUCCACCAGCUGCAAAGAAGGAAGGGAUGAUGGUGUAUUAUAUGGUGGUGGAUGAUGACAGGAACGUUGAUGAUGGUUAUGAAGAAACAUCAUUUGCAUUCGAGGGGCAUGGAUUGGAGGAUUUGAUUCUGAAUUUGGAAGAACAAACAUGGAUAGAUGAUAUAAUCGUGUGCUCUAGGAAUCCAUUGAAUGGCAAGCUUUUUCCACUCUGGUUAGCGUUGUCACCCAAACAGCUCCGAUUGUAG